UGGCGAGGCUCGAGGAGCGCCCACAAUCAAGCGCCUUCACUGUGGAUUAAAGGUGCAGCCGCAGAGCCCGAACAGAGCUCGAACAUGGGUGGCGCGAAUGGCAAGGGCAAAGCCGGUCCCCGUGUUCCAUCGGCGAGGAAGGGCAGCGGCAAGAAGCGCAAGACGUUUUCAGAGGACCUCGGUCUAGAUCACCUCAAAGCGCUGACGGCUCAGAUCGCUGGCGAGAAGGAUGAAAGGCAUCAGAAGCGUUUAGAGCGUGCAAAGCAACAGCAGGAGCAAUCUGCGUCCAAGCUGAAACAUCAAGAUGGCUCAGCAAGCAGAGGAAAAGGGGUCAAGCGCCUGGACGAGGUGAAAGCGAGACUAAAAGCCAAGGUCCGCGAGAAGGCCAAGCGGCGAAAAGAAGCUCGCAAUCAAAAGGCGAGCGUCAGCGAUUCGAGCAUGGGUAUGGAAGGCAAGUCUGCCGCGCCCGCAAGCCCCGUUGGCCCAGACAUCAGCAAGAAACGCAAAACAGUCGCCUUUGCGUGAUCAUGACAGGUACUCCUACUGUAUCCUUAUUGCGAUUCUAUUCUGUAUCAUACCUUUCAUCAAGCGGCGCGAAAGGCAAACGCAGGCGUGGCACACGUCGAUGAAAACCGUGUCAUUGCAUCUUCAAUCGAUGAGGUAUUUG
Molecule: messenger RNA, 667 nt
Organism: Tilletiaria anomala UBC 951
Lineage: Eukaryota; Fungi; Basidiomycota; Exobasidiomycetes; Georgefischeriales; Tilletiariaceae
Exons: 2
Coding region: 85-525 (146 amino acids)
Source: RefSeq, a predicted model, not a curated record